GCUGUUUCUAUGAAAGGAGCACCUGUGCGAAAUUGCUGGGGAUUCAUUGACGGUACAGCACGAGCAAUAUGUCGACCAUCUGUGAAUCAACAAGAGUAUUAUUCUGGUCAUAAACGGCAACAUUGUCUCAAAUAUCAAUCUGUACUAUGUCCAGAUGGUAUAGUAGUUAGUCUUCAUGGACCCUAUUCUGGUAGACGACAUGACGCAGGUAUAUUUAGAGACUCGCUUUUGUAUCCUCAAUUACAAAGGUGUGUAUCAUUUCCAGAUACUAAUUUUGUAUUUUACGGAGAUUCUGCUUAUCCUAUGCACGAACUAUUAUUUAGACCAUAUACGAGUAGAGUAUUGUUGUGCCGCUCCAUGGCACGGUUCGGGAUCCACGAAGGACUCGGGAGUG
Trachymyrmex cornetzi is the source of this 394-nucleotide messenger RNA. RefSeq lists its product as uncharacterized. The transcript has 2 exons. The annotation marks the transcript as partial. The record is from RefSeq and is a predicted model, not a curated record. NCBI's taxonomy places the organism in Eukaryota, Metazoa, Arthropoda, Insecta, Hymenoptera, Formicidae.